AUUGAGCAAAAACGGACGAAGAACACGAAAAUGUUAGAAGGAACAAAAAUAAACCCACACUCCCAGAUGUCGAAAAUUUUUGACAUCGCAAAGGACACUGUCCUAUUCUUCAUUUUAUCAUGUUACUACAUAAUGGAGUCGCUAUUUUGGACCUUAGUGCCAAAUGCAAUAAGGCCUAUGAAGAGCCUGAAGGGUGAUGUGGUACUGGUGACUGGCGGCGGUGGAGGAGUGGGUCGACAGUUGGCAGUCAAGUUAGCGAGGCUGGGAUCUAAGGUGGUUGUUUGGGACAUUAAUAAAGAAGGUUUGCAGAAGACGUGCGCAGAUGUGACGAUGGAGGGCUACGAAAUCGCUAGCUACGUCGUGGAUCUAGCCGACCGCGCCGCCGUCUACGCGGCCGCUGAAAAUGUUAAGAAGGAGGUGGGGAAAGUGGACGUCCUCAUCAACAACGCAGGCACCGUGUUUGGGGAAACACUUCUGGAUUUGAGCGACUCGGCCAUCGAAACCACCUACAAAGUCAACAUCCUCUCGCAUUAUUGGACAGUAAAAGCCUUCCUCCCUGAGAUGAUCGAGACAGGCAAAGGGCAUAUUGUUACGGUGGGCUCAGUAGCGGGACUUCUCGGGACCUACCGGUGUACGGACUACAGUGCCACCAAGUUUGCCACGGUCGGCUUCCAUGAGAGCCUCUUCACAGAACUUAGGGCACACGGCCACACUACGAUCCACGCGACGCUAGUGUGCCCCUACUACAUCAACACGGGCAUGUUCGACGGCGUGACUCCACGCCUCAUGCCCAUGCUGGAGCCGGACUAUGUGGCCGAGACCAUGAUCGACUCUAUCCGCAAGAACGAGGUCAACUGCAUCAUGCCCGGCUCCGUGCGGUACCUCCUACCACUUAAAUGCUUACUUCCGGCUAAAAUGUGCUGGGACCUGAUGCACCGUGUGAUGAAGGGGCCCCAGUCAAUGAUGGAGCUCAAGCGGAAACCGAAGGUGGCUGGCGUCUAACAAAUAGCUGGUGCGGGCUUGUAGCAAGCCUGGUUACCUAAGCAAAGUUGAUUCUACACUUUAUGACUGUGUCAUAAAGUAGAAAAUCAAAUGACGAGUGAUGGCUUUGGUAACUUUCAACUUUGUA
This is a messenger RNA of Cydia strobilella, 1129 nucleotides long. RefSeq names its product short-chain dehydrogenase/reductase family 16C member 6. Gene Ontology annotation, cellular component: lipid droplet. Lineage: Eukaryota; Metazoa; Arthropoda; Insecta; Lepidoptera; Tortricidae. Gene Ontology annotation, molecular function: oxidoreductase activity, acting on the CH-OH group of donors, NAD or NADP as acceptor. Bases 31 to 1002 code for a protein of 323 amino acids. The record is from RefSeq and is a predicted model, not a curated record. The transcript is spliced from 7 exons.